UGUUUGACUGCAGGACUCAGUAUAACAACGAAGCAAAGAUGCCUUCUGAAGGCUGAAUAAAUACCUCCCCUUUUAGAUAUCUGUGCAUAUAUGGUGCUGAGGACAAGGAACUCCCGGUGUGGAACCUCCCUCUGCUCCUGCACUGCAGGAGAGAGACUCCCACGAGCACAUAAGCCUGCCACCUAGGGGUAAAAACUCUAGCAAGGGUUGGUGACAAGAUCGAGAGUCUCUACAGGAAGCUGACUUGAGUUUCCCAACCUCUUACUCUCCGUGGUCACUUUGAGAUUGUCUCUGCUGGCAGAAGCACUCCCUGCACCAACCUCCUCAUUGUAGUGGAUCCUCCAUUACCCCAGGCCUCAGAGGUGUGCCUUUUCCUUUUAUUGAGACAUAGAAAUCCCUGACAUUUUCUGGUCACAUGGAAUCGAUAUCAUCCAGUGUCAUCAUCGGUAUCAUCAUUGGCAGGAGACUAGGAUCCACUGCACAUUAAAUGGACUGUACUAACUUUAAAAAGGGAUGUGGAAUUCCACAAAGUGGUGAGACUGUGAGAAGAGACAUCCUACCUGGCCUUUCCAUCCACCCUACAACUGAAUGACCAGUGUUCCUACAGCCCCCUGAGGUCUAUGUUGCUCCAGGGCUGAUAUCAUACCUGAGAACCAGGCUCAACAAGAUGCUUAAUUCCAUCAAAUGUGUAUUGGUGGGUGAUGCGGCUGUGGGGAAAACAGCUCUCUUGGUGCGCUUCACAUCAGAGACAUUCCCUGAAAUGUACAAGCCCACGGUGUAUGAGAACGCAGGGGUAGAUGUCUUCAUGGAUGGUAUCCAGAUCAGUCUGGGCCUUUGGGACACAGCUGGCAAUGAUGCCUUCAAAAGCAUCCGCCCCCUCUCCUACCAGCAGGCAGAUGUGGUGCUCAUGUGCUAUUCUGUGGCCAACCAUAACUCCUUCUUGAGCCUGAGGAACAAAUGGAUUGCUGAGAUACGGAGCAAUUUGCCCUGUACCCCAGUGUUGGUGGUGGCCACACAGACUGACCAGAGGGAAAUGGGACCCCACAGGGCUUCCUGUAUAAACUCCGUGGAUGGGAAACGGCUGGCCCAGGAGGUGAAGGCCAAGGGCUACCUGGAGUGCUCAGCUCUCAGCAACCGAGGGGUGCAACAGGUUUUUGAAUGUGCUGUCCGGACUGCAGUUAAUCAUGCUAGGAAGAGGAGUAGGAGGAAACUCUUCUCCAUUAACCAGUGCAAGAUCUUUUAAAUCUUCAGGAUGGAAUAAACACCAUGAUUCAUCCCACAGAAGACCAUUGACUAGGUUGGGGGUUGUGAGACCAGCCCUAUGCGUUCCUGUUCCAUGAUGGUCCUUUGUACAGAUUGCUUUUUUUCUCUUGAACAUUGUUUUUCACUAGAAAUGUUGAUCAUUAGGAGUUUUACUAAAGCAUACCUUAUACAGGAACCGUUUUUGAUGACUUCAUCUAAUCAGAGCAUACCCCAGACGCCUUAAGUGGACUUUUUUUCUGUUUUUUACCUCUCCUUUUCUUUUAGUUGUUUUAUUUAAUGAUGCAAGGACUCAAGGUUUUUCUAGAAACUGUACCGUAACUUUGGAUACCGAACUAAGUUUUUCACAGAACUCCAUAUUUAAAGACUAUUUUAUUUAAAAACAAAACAAAGUAAAAACAUUUAGCUUUUGCAUGUAGCUCAUUUCCACACUUGGUAAUUCCCCUCCUCCCACUUAAUCACCAACACAAACUGCUAAAAAAAAAUUACUAAAUAGCUUCUUGGAGUUUAACCAUGUGUUAGAUUUGUUGUGGGUUUUUUUUUGUGUGUGUGUGUGUGUAUGUCACAGGAAUUUUGUUGAAACCACUUAGCAACUGUGUUUUGUUUUUUUUUUAAACUAGGUAAUUAAACUCAAAAGAGCAAUGAACUAAUUAUAACAGCUUAUUUCCCAGGUACCUAUCUUGCUUUGAACUUCCUUAACAAAAUAUAGUUUAAUGAUCUUGAAAGCUUUCAAAAUUAUUUAUAAUUUUAGGAACCAAUAAUUUGUUGUCACUUCUAUUCCUUAGCAAAUUUUUUAAAAAUUGUGCACAACACAAUGCCCUUUAUCACCAAAAUGCCUUGCACAUAGUAUGUGCUUAAUAAAUGUUUGUUGACUCUAUGAGUUUCCAGUUAUACUCCAAGUGUGAUCAUCAGAACAGCCCCCAAAAGAAAAUAAUACUUGCUCUUUUUUUCAGAAGAAGGAACUGGGAAGUUUAGAGAACUCACAGGAAACAGAAGCCUUCCCCUGAUACUUUAGUUACUGUUUACUACGUUUUUCUCCCCUGAGUGUUUUCGGUUCUUUAUGUGCUAAUGGGCUACCAUAGUAUUGCAAUGACAGAACAAAUUUGUUUUCAUUGGCUAUCUCUCCUUGAGCUCUCAGGAUAAUAAAAACAUUUCAAUAUAUUGGGGAGAACUUAGUAUUUUUUGUUACCUUCCCUAAAUUGUUGUUUUUCCUCAAGAUUUAGAGGUAUAGGGAUUUCAGGAAGCAUUCAGGUGAAAACGUCACAAAUCAGUAUAGUGGUACCAGUGAGUAGGUGCAAGAAAGCUGGAAAACAUCUAGGGUAAGCUAGCUGGGCUAUUUAAAAAAUGUUACCUGGCUAAAUAGAGAACAGUUAGAAAAAAAUAAUAAUAACAACAACAAUAAUAUAAUUAAUAAUAAUAGUAGUUAUGGUGCUGAGUUAACUGUUUAAGUUGAGUGUGACUAUUGUCUUCUAUGAGCAACAAACUAUGAAGCCAAGUGUCUGUUUACUGAGUUCCCCUCAAAUAAAACUUAUGACCGAGUCAAUCUGUUGUGCAUUUAUUGAUGUUCAUAAUGAUCACUGUGCUGCACGGUAAUUACGUAUCACUAGUCAGCUGUUCAUAUAAAUGGCUGUAAUACGCAUGACUUUUACACAGUCAAUAUUUUUUGUUUUGUCGCUUCUUUGGUGUCUAUGACAAGCAAAUGUCUGUUUUGCCCUGGACUCAUCACUGGCAUAGAGCGUGACAUGUAUGCAGUCAGCACUUAAUAAAUUUUUUUUAUUCAUUCAUUCA
Molecule: messenger RNA, 3048 nt
Organism: Vombatus ursinus (common wombat)
Lineage: Eukaryota; Metazoa; Chordata; Mammalia; Diprotodontia; Vombatidae
Gene: RHOH
Product: ras homolog family member H
Exons: 3
Coding region: 668-1243 (191 amino acids)
Biological process (GO): small GTPase-mediated signal transduction
Molecular function (GO): GTP binding; GTPase activity
Source: RefSeq, a predicted model, not a curated record